This is a messenger RNA of Capsicum annuum, 1034 nucleotides long. RefSeq names its product protein SRG1-like. Lineage: Eukaryota; Viridiplantae; Streptophyta; Magnoliopsida; Solanales; Solanaceae. The record is from RefSeq and is a predicted model, not a curated record.
AAAUGUGGUAGCUGACAAUGAUACAAAGAAAUAGCUAUGUACUACUAUUACAUCAACUUUAUUGACUUUUAAUACUAUGUUGUGGAAGAAUGUGAUAACUUCAAAGCUAAAUGGGAUCUACAGUUUAAAAGUUUCAAUCUAUAAGUCUAGUUUUGGUUAUUCGUUUUCAUCGACACAUUUAUAAAUUUUGACUUUAUUUGCAACAAGAACAAAUGGAAUCAAUGCCCGAAAAAAUGAACUUUGGAAAAUCUCUAUUAGUUCCAAGUGUUCAAGAGCUUGCCAAACAGAAACUUACCAAUAUUCCGGCCAGGUAUGUCGUCCAUCCAGGACAGGAAUCUCCGGCUGUAUCUGCUGGAUCCGCGGUACCAGUUGUCGAUGUUCAGAAGUUGAUAUCAGGGGAUUCCAUGGAUUCUGAACGGCAAAAGCUUCACUCAGCUAGCCAACAAUGGGGUUUUCUCCAGGUUAUAAACCAUGGAGUGACACCUUCAAUACUGGAGGACUUUAAGAGAGAGGUUAUAGAAUUGUUCAAACUUCCAAUGGAAGAAAAGAAGAAACUAUGGCAACAGGAAGACAGCUUUGAAGGUUUUGGGAACUCAUUUGUUGUAUCGGAGGAGCAGAAGCUUGAUUGGAAUGAUAUGUUUGGCAUAAUGACUCUUCCUCCUAGUAUCCGCAGAGUGGACUUGUUUCAGAAGUUGCCUUCAAAGCUCAGGGACAUCAUGGAAGCAUACAGCAAAGAAAUCAAGAGCCUGGCAAUGAUAAUCCUAUGUCAACUGGGAAAGGCUUUAAGGAUGGAUGAAAAAGAAAUGACAGAUCUAUUCAGCGACGGUAUGCAGACAAUGAGAAUGAAUUAUUAUCCACCUUGCCCUGAACCACACAAAACCAUUGGCUUUAGCCCUCAUUCUGAUGCUGAUGCCCUCACCAUCCUUUUCCAGUUAGAUGACACUGAUGGCCUCCAAGUCCGAAAAGACGAUGUUUGGGUACCUAUAAAGCCCCUUCCAAAUGCUUUGAUUGUGAAUAUUGGCGAUAUGAUGGAG